AUGGCAUGCUCAGUUGACACCCAUCUCCAGAGCGGAGACUGUCGUUUGCAUGAAACUGGUGACGGAAGCUACGAGGAGGGGCUGGAUUCUGUUUCUGUUGGUCCUAACAGCGCGUUGCCGGGCUUGCGAAGCUGGCUCGGCAGCGGGGCUUCCCAGCUCGCGAAAGGGGGUGCUAAAUACCGCAUCAUGUGCUAGGGAUGGAAGGUACAUCAACCGAUGCUGCCGAAUAGAUGAAGCUGCCAGGAGUGUUCUUGGACUGCGAGGAGGCUCGGGGGCGAGCAUUGGAGGAAGCACCAGUGCACCAAGAGGCGGCCGUCUGCACGGCGGAGACGCCGACCUCAGCGCUGGCGGUAAUGUUAGUCCUGAUGAAGUGAAGGAGAACCAAAAGCAUGAGGGUGGACUGGUGGAAGAGGCGAAAUGGCUUGACAGCGCCGAGUCAGGCGUGCAACCCAAAACUGCCCCCGCGUACCAGCUGGUGUUGCGGAGUUGCUUCUUGCUACUGGUGUUUCUCUUCCCCCUGCUGAGCGCGGGCCUUGCCUAUCUCUCCUCUUGGUUCAGAGAAAAGGUGUGGUAUCGAGCUUUGACGUAUUCCAUCGGGAAGAGCGGUACGGCCUUCAUCAAAUGGGGCCAGUGGAGCAGCACACGGCCGGACAUGUUCCCUGAGGGGCUGUGCGAAUCGUUGUCCGUGCUUCACAAGGGAGCCCCUUCCCACAAGCUCGCCCACACCAAGAAACUGGUGGAGCGAGCGUACGGCGGCCGGCCGAUAUCUGAGGUGUUCGCAUGGUUCGAGUCGAAGCCGAUCGCAAGCGGGAGUAUUGCACAGAUCCACAAGGCCAUCUUGAAUGGGGAAGUGGUCGCCGUCAAGGUGCGACACCCCAAGGUCAAGGAGCGCAUGUUCCUCGACUUCCUCUUGAUGAAAAAGAUCGCAUCCUUCGCUGAUCGGAACCCCUCCCUCAAGUGGAUGAACCUGGGCCCCAGCAUGGAACAGUUCUCCAACACCAUGUCCGCGCAGACGGACCUGGUGCUAGAGGCGAAGCACCUCAACGAGUUCAACUUGAACUUUAACGGCGAAGCAUGGUCUGACUGUGCCUUCCCCGCCGUAAUCCACUGUGUCGAAGACGUCCUGGUGGAGACGUUCGAAGAGGGCAUCGUCGUUGCGGAGUACGCCAAGCUGUUUGCGAAAAACUCGCGUGAUGGAAACGUGGGGUUGUGGAAGAGGGGACUGACUAACCUCCUGGGCAGGCCAAGUCGGGACCGAGAGAAGUCGUUGGAGGGAGGGACACCGGAUCCUGCCCUUGGGCAUUUCAUUGUUACUCGCGGGGAGGACAUGUGGCUCAAGAUGGUGCUCAACGACGGCUUGCUCCACGCCGAUUUACAUCCGGGCAACAUUCUUGUACAUGCCCCAAAGGAUGGCACGAGUGCACCUCGAUUGGUGCUCGUGGAUGCCGGCAUGGUCGCAAAACUGUACGGCCACCAGCAACGCCACUUCGUUCGACUUCUGGAAUGCUUGGGAUCGGGGGACGGGAUCGCCGCCGGCCAGGCCGUGUUGCAGUUUUCGACGAAGCAGAGCUGUGUAGGGGAACACGAGCAGGCGGCCUUUCUUGCGGAAAUGGACAGCGUGUUCAAAGAGAAAUGCAGGGGAUAUCACACGGCAAAACGUGGAUGUGGGGAACAUCUUGCGGGGGGUCUUAACCUGCGUACGGCGGCACUCAGUGCGUGUGGAUGUGGAAUACGCCACGCUGAUUCUCAAUAUACUGUGUCUCGACGGCAUGAGCAAGGUGCUCCUGCCGACAUACAACAUCCUCGACGGGGCGCAAUCACUGCUGGAGGCGCAUAAAGUCGGUCGCCGGUUGGUUGGAGGAUUCGGCGUGAAGACAAUCUUACCACUUGCACGGGCUCUGAAAUGGCGCCAAGACCGGAAGUUCCUGCGAAAGCUGAAUCGGGACGCGAAGAAGGCCGCAAGAAAUGCCAAGCGCGGCAGACCAGACUCGAGUCGACCGCUACACAGCAACGAGGCCAGUGGCAUAGACAAACUUGAAGACGGUGCCGGGGGAAACCCCCCGACUGCUACUGUUGCUGCUGUGGAGUCGACGUCCACAGGUGUUCUGGACGCAGAGAGACGUACUUCGUCACCACCAAAUGAUGGGGGAAAUGGUGCCACAUCGCAGGGGCGAGGGUUGGAAGAGAACGGUGGUGAAGGGCGCGACGGCGGUGUACAAGCGGUGACGGCGCCGCCGCCUGAUACUAGUGCAAGUUCGAGUACGAGCAGGAGCACGAGCAGCAUCGACAGAUUGAGGGAGGAGCUAGAGCUCAGAGAUCAAGUGGGUUCGGGAAUUCCACGCGGUACGGGUGGUCAUAGCGAUACUGGGUCGGAACCAAAGUUGGACUAGCAAGGCGAGGGGAGGGGUGAUGUCUAGCCGCGAACGAGGUAUCGAGAUACUCGAAGUAUGGAUUAGCGUGUCCAGGUGGAUUAUCGUGGCACAUGACCAGGCUUGUGUUGGAAGGGGCGCCAAUGAUUGUCCAGCCCACACUCACUCACGGGUCAAGCCUUUGCUUCUCCUGUGCAAUGCCUCCCUACCCACAGCAGUUGCACAUUCGUUGGCGGGGGUAUUAUUUCUUCUAUUUCGAAGUUGAGCCGUCAACCACCAGGUUCAUAUCUGUUGUCGCCCCUUGCAUACGAAGCGGGCCUAUCCCUAAGUUCUGAAGCAAGGAUGAGGAUGCGGCUUGGAUCACGAGCUCCCCGGCUGCUGGUGCGUAGCCUCGUAAUUUAUGAUGGCUUACUAUUUUCUCCAGCAUCCGCGUGGUAUUUUUGGAGAUGCAACAACCCGGAAGCCCCAUGGUGGUCUUGAAUACUUUACACCUGCGAUUGUGCCGAUGGCGCUUGCCUAACCCGAGGCUCGCGUUUCUUUUUUUUGCCGACUUGUGGGUGUGGGUUGAGGAAGCUCCUUUUCGUCAAAGAACUUGAAACCUACGUUCAACGGCUGCGUGUUCUAGUGUCGUACGAAUCCAAGUUUGAGCACUUUGGUGAAUAUGGUUCGACCUACUACAUGUAGAUCUGGUUCGGAAAGUCUGUAAGGGAGAUCGGCUGGCAAGUAGAAAUGUUCCGUUACCCUGUGAGUUGUGAAGAGCUUCCGAUAUCAUCGUAUCUCGCCCGGAGUACGGGGGUGUAUGGUGUAGGGUUUGUGAUGUUGGUGAGUUGAAUGCAGUAUGUGGGAGUCCCUCGUUGUCCCACGCAUCGCCCCGCGUGGGGUUCUCUCUCGUGGUGGUGGUGGAUAAUAAUGAUAGCGCAAUGUGGGUUGGGGUGAUUCGGUUCUUGGCUCUCUUCUCGGGGUAUUCACCGUAGCUGACUUGUAUUAUUGAAGAUGUGCUACUGUCCACUUUUCACCUCAUCUUUUGUAGUCGGUUCUCUCAAAGUUAUGUUCCCCACCUCGUUGCGUGUAGACCAUCUUGUUGUUACCAUGCGUGGUGGUCGGACGGCUGCUAAACAUAAAAGUCUACAAGGGGGCUCCGCCCGCCCCCCUUGGGGCGCGGCGAGCGUGAGGGCGCGAGACAUCCCAGGGCA
Molecule: messenger RNA, 3562 nt
Organism: Ectocarpus sp. CCAP 1310/34
Lineage: Eukaryota; Phaeophyceae; Ectocarpales; Ectocarpaceae
Source: the annotation of a GenBank genome assembly